Molecule: messenger RNA, 1107 nt
Organism: Colletotrichum phormii
Lineage: Eukaryota; Fungi; Ascomycota; Sordariomycetes; Glomerellales; Glomerellaceae
Product: platelet-activating factor acetylhydrolase
Exons: 2
Coding region: 1-1107 (368 amino acids)
Molecular function (GO): 1-alkyl-2-acetylglycerophosphocholine esterase activity
Source: RefSeq, a predicted model, not a curated record
AUGAGGGUCCAGUUACCAAGAGCUCCCGUGCUUUGGUUCUGCGUGUCGCUUGCGCGUACGAUUCUUGGAGAACCGCUUCCUGAUCCUACGGGCGAGUACAACGUUGGUGCCCGGCGUUUUGUGGUGCCCUUCUUAGACGAGAAUGACGUCGUGUGGCCAAAGGGUGUUUCUACGGAAUACCUCGUAACGCUGUACUAUCCUACCGCGGAUGAGAAGCCUUGCCCGAAGCCGUACCUCGAUCCCGAGCUUGUCAAACUGUACACCGAUCUGUGGAAUUACAACAUCUCUCACUUGACGUCGACGCUGCGGUUGAACGCGACUUAUCUGGCCGAGGAAACGGGCCCCACGCUCCUCCUCGGACCUGGUGGCUGGGGUGUGCCGAGCGGUGGUAACUACAUUAUCAUCUCUGACCUGGUAUCGCAUGGAUACGUCGUUGCUGCCUUUGAUCACGUUUACGAGCAGCCCUUUGUGCGGUAUCCCAACGGCACGGGUGUCUACGGACUGCCACCGAAUUUCGGCAAUUACACCCUUGACUGGUUAGAGGACUUGCAUGCCGUCAGGGUUAGACAGCAGCUCCACUUCAUGGAUUACAUCCCUUCACUUGUGGCAGAGCUCAAGGCACCCUUCAAGACCAACGACUUUGGCACGUUCGGGGUGUCUUUAGGAGGCUCUGCUGCUCUGACCGUAGCGCUGGAGAGCGAUGCGGUGGCAGCCGCUAUCAACGUCGACGGUGGUCACUGGGGUCGACUGAAUAGCACAUCCGACUCGGACCUGAAGAAGCCUUCGAUGAUUCUCGGCUUUCAGGGCCACAAUGCGAACUCGGACCGCACCUGGAAUAACUACCGGGCCUGGCAGACUGGCUGGUGGCGUCUGUUCUCGGUGGACGGAAGUUUGCAUCCUGACUGGUCCGACCUGGGAUUCUGGAAGAUGUUCGGCACGACACGUACACAGGGGCCCAUUGAUGGAAACAGGAUGGUCCAUAUCUCGAGGACUUUCAUCCGAGCCUUCUUUGACGAUGUUCUGCGUUAUGUCAACCAGCCUCUUCUGGAUAGCCCUUCUGAAGACUUCCCCGAAGUGCAUUGGGAUGAGAUCCACAACGGACAAUGA